AUGAGGGUAUCUUACGGGAAGCUGAUUUUAGCAAGUUUAUUCCUUUCUUUCCGGUGGGCACAAUGCCGGGUAGUCGAAUAUAAUCUUACUCUCACGUGGGAGGACCUCGAAGUUGCUGGGGUCACCCGAAAGACCAUUCUCAUUAACGAACAGUUCCCCGGCCCUCUACUGCGGAUGAAGCAGGGAGAUAAUGUAGAGAUCAUGGUGACUAACAAUAUGCCUUUCUCAACGACCGUCCAUUUUCAUGGUAUCCGACAGCAAGGUACUCCUUGGUCUGACGGAGUUCCCGGCCUUACCCAACUCCCUAUCGAGCCAGGAGACCAAUUUCUAUAUGCCUGGAACGCCGACGACUACGGUACCUAUAUCUACCACUCUCACGAAGCAGCACUUAUAGAUGAUGGUUUCUAUGGCGCCAUCUACAUCGAGCCCGCAGACAAUAUUGAGAAGCCAUUCUCAUUUAUCACCACAGAUGAGGCGGAGUUGGAGCUUCUGAGAAAGGCGGAACAGAAUACCCAGCCAGUCAUUCUUUCCGAUUGGCGGCGUUUCACCUCUGACGAAAUUUUGAGUAUCGAGGAAAUAUCUGGGGUUGAAAGCUACUGUGCCAGUUCCAUACUCGUGAACGGCAAGGGGUCUAUGUACUGCCCACCUCAGCAGCAAAUCAAUGAGCUCACUCGACCGGAACUGAAGGUAUUACUGAAAGGGAGAAAUAUGUCCGAUAUGGGCUGUUUGCCGCCGAUUCCUGCACGCCUUGGUUUCUUUCCCUUCGACACCAGUAACAUUCCCCAAGGGUAUUACCAAGGCUGUACACCAGCUGCUGGGGAGACUGAAGUGUUCUGGAUUAAUCCUGCCUGGCGAUACGUUAGCUACGACCUGAUAAACAUUGCGGGAAGUUCAUCGCUAGUAUUUUCUGUUGAUGAACACCCGCUGCAUAUUUACGCGGUUGAUGGUCGAUAUGUCGAGCCGGUACUUGUCGAUGCACUAACCGUCCAUAUUGGAACCCGGUAUUCCGUCAUGGCCAAACUCGACCAGCCUGCAGGCAACUACACCGUUCGUGUUGCAAAUAGCUACGCGAAUCAGAUCAUUAACGGGACCGCAAUAUUGUCAUACCAAGCCCCAAUCGAAAAGAACUCUGUUUCAAAGCCUUACAUCACGGAAAUAGGGACGGCUGUUUCGCAGGAAACAUCGAUUCUGAAUGAAAAUAAUUUGGUCCCGUUUCCGCCAGUGCCACCGGCGUUGGAUGUGGACCGCACAUAUAUUCUGAACAUUCAUAUGUAUAACGCAUCAUAUCGCUGGGUACUGGGAAAUGACAGCUAUCCCCUGUCAAUCGAGGAGCUAUCGACCCCUGUGCUGUAUAAUAUCAGUUCAAUACCUGUCCAAUAUACCCUCUCAACCUUGAACGAUACAUGGAUUGAUCUGAUUUUCAACAUCGAAACUGGCGAACCUCAACAUCCGUUGCAUAAGCAUUCAAACAGGUUCUUCGUGAUUGGAGAGGGCUCGGGCCCAUGGACAUACUCUUCAGUGGCUGAGGCAAUGGAACAAAUUCCGGAAAGUUUUAACUUCGUGAAUCCCCAGAUCAGAGACACAUAUGCCACGCCCAACUCCCGAGCUGGUGGGUCUUGGCUUGCUAUUCGAUAUCAUGUGGAAAACCCGGGACCUUUUCUAUUACAUUGCCACGUUAUUAUGCACCAGGCUGGUGGGCUUGAUCUGGCUUUGUUGGACGGCAUCGACGCAUGGCCAACAGUGCCGGAGGAUGUCAACCUACCAUACCUCAGACCACCUGCAGUGCUCCCAAGCUGA
Molecule: messenger RNA, 1797 nt
Organism: Aspergillus eucalypticola CBS 122712
Lineage: Eukaryota; Fungi; Ascomycota; Eurotiomycetes; Eurotiales; Aspergillaceae
Product: multicopper oxidase
Exons: 3
Coding region: 1-1797 (598 amino acids)
Molecular function (GO): copper ion binding; oxidoreductase activity
Source: RefSeq, a predicted model, not a curated record